CCAUCGUCCAAAGGCAACACCAAAUAUCCAUAUGUAUAUAGCCAUCAAGUGAGAAUUUGAGCUACAGGUGCUUAUGACAACAAGACUCUCAAACCACACAGCACCGAGUAGACAGCAAAAUGCUCCACCCGCAGAAUAUACUCGCGGUGGGGAGGGUUUCCGAUAUGGCCAAGAUGCAGAAUCAUUCACGUUCGAAGAUACAUCAGGACACACAGACACUUUACGCGAAGCACUAUCUAACAUUUCGCCAACCCGAAUCCUCCGUAUUUCAAUCAAAAAGAAAAACACCCAAUGA
Molecule: messenger RNA, 295 nt
Organism: Periconia digitata
Lineage: Eukaryota; Fungi; Ascomycota; Dothideomycetes; Pleosporales; Periconiaceae
Source: the annotation of a GenBank genome assembly